AUGAAGUGUGGAAAAGCAGUAGGUCCAGACAUCAUACCAGUGGAGGCAUGGAAAGUCUUAGGCAGCACUGAGAUCGACUGGUUGACAGAGGUGUUCACGAUUGUUAUGCAGAAGGAAGAGGUGCGGCAACUGACGGAGAACAAAUCGAUGUUGCGGUGUGCAACGGGAACCUCAGAUGAUUUUGAAGUUACUGUAGCUCUACACCAGGGGUCAGCACUCAGCCCAUUUCUGUUUGAUAGAUUUUUGAUAGACUGGUUAACAAGGAGUGUACAGAAUGAAUCUCCAUGGGAUAUGCUGUUUGCCGAUGAUAUUGUGUUGAGGGAAGGAGACGGUGGAAGUGACACGGAAACAGGUAAGAGAAAUGUAGGUGGCGGAGAUGAGGAUGCUCAAAAGAAGGAACAAAGUGAUACGAAAGGAAGUCGGAGUUAA
Molecule: messenger RNA, 429 nt
Organism: Penaeus chinensis
Lineage: Eukaryota; Metazoa; Arthropoda; Malacostraca; Decapoda; Penaeidae
Exons: 3
Coding region: 1-429 (142 amino acids)
Source: RefSeq, a predicted model, not a curated record